Messenger RNA from Paramecium pentaurelia, 594 nucleotides. The record is from the annotation of a GenBank genome assembly. NCBI's taxonomy places the organism in Eukaryota, Ciliophora, Oligohymenophorea, Peniculida, Parameciidae.
AUGAAUUAGAAAAGCAAUAAGGUUUCUCCAAAUCAGAAGACAAUAGGAUUUAGAUUUAAUUGUGCUAUCAAUUUAGAGCUGCUUAAAAAAUCAACUAGAAUGGCAUUACUCAAAAUGAAAUAUCAGUUGCCUGAAGAAUCAGAUCGUAUUAAAAUGAAGAAACGAAGUUUAAUCUUUGCUAAAAAUUAAUUAGAGUCAGAUAAGAAACUAUCUACUUCUAAAAUCAAAUUUUUAGAUACCAUAAAAACAAGAUGUAGUUCAAUUGCUGAUGAUAAUAAUUAAAUGUCAACAAAAAUUAUUUUCUAAAAAUACUCAAAGCAAUUAGAUAAUAUUAACUAUGGUAAUCAUCAUAUUUUACAGUCAAUUCCUUCUUAAAAGGAUUCAUGUGAUACUCUAAUUUUCCCUUUUUAAAAGUCGAUUUAUCCAUAAAGGAAACUUGUUAGAAAACACAGAGCAGAGACUUAAUAUACAAUUAAUAGUUCUAUUAAUUAACCAAGUCCAAAUAAUGCAAAAAUAAAAGUUCAGUCCCUUAUAGCAAUAUAAGAAAGAUUCGGAGAUACAGGAUGGGAAGUUGAACCAUCAGAUGAUCUUUGA